Molecule: messenger RNA, 2281 nt
Organism: Pelobates fuscus (common spadefoot toad)
Lineage: Eukaryota; Metazoa; Chordata; Amphibia; Anura; Pelobatidae
Gene: HECA
Product: hdc homolog, cell cycle regulator
Exons: 4
Coding region: 292-1872 (526 amino acids)
Source: RefSeq, a predicted model, not a curated record
GACAGGGGAAGAAAAUACAGUGACAGAGGGGAGUGACCGAGUCCGCGGCUGCUUUCAGCGGAAUCAAAACAACCAGACACGCCUUCCACCCUGGCUGGGACCCCGCUAGCAUGGCUCCCAGGGGCCGCGGCUGCAGGGGCCGCAUAGCCCGGUGAGUGGCCCGCGGGCCGCCCUGUGUGCGCUGAGCUCGGCCGCCCAUUGUUCGCUCGCUCUCUCCCAGCUCUGCGGCCGGGGCACCAUGGAGGCCGCCGGACCGAGCACCUGAUCGCCCCAAGCGAGGACCCGCCCGCCAUGCCGAACGCGAAGAGCAGCAAGGGGAGGAAGAACAAGAGGGCGAACAGCAGCGGGGACGAGCAGGAGAACGGGGCCGUGGCGGCAGCUGCAGGAGGGACGGCGGCCGCACCGAUCUGCGCAGGAGCCGCAGCCACGAGCUCCGCGACCGCACAGUGUGCAGCAUCGGCCGCCGCACCGCCGGCAGCAUCGGCCGCACCGUCUGCAGACACCAAGAACGAUGCAGCAUGUGCAACUCCACUUAUCUGCAGCCUAGGUAGACAUGUUGAACUAGAUAAGGAUGACUACCAAAAGGUCAUCUGUAACAAUGAGCACUGUCCUAACAGCACCUGGAUGCAUCUGCAGUGUUUCUACGAAUGGGAAAGCAGUAUUCUUGUCCAAUUUAACUGUAUUGGCAGAGCCCGCAGCUGGAAUGAAAAACAAUGCCGUCAGAAUAUGUGGACUAAGAAAGGUUAUGACCUUGCUUUUCGAUUUUGCUCAUGUCGAUGUGGGCAGGGCCACUUAAAAAAAGAUACAGACUGGUACCAGGUGAAACGAAUGCAUGAUGAUAAGAAGAAGAAAUCGGGCCCUGAGAAAUCCACUGGUAGAUCCAUGUCAGAGUCCUCUGAUGAAGUAAAGAAGUGCAGAGCUACAUCCAAACCUCAGAAAGGAUUGGUUUAUGAUCCACCUCGUCGACAUUCAGUUGACAGACAGAAUUCUCAAGAGAAGGGGGUUAGUGGAGGUGCGCAUGGCCUGCGUUCUCCUUGCAUUUCUCCUGGACAAUCUCCUCCUGCUGGCUACCCCAUACUUUCCCCUUCUCACUUUAGUGUUCCCCGUAGCUCCAGAUACUUGGGUGAGUUCUUAAAGAAUGCUAUUCACUUGGAGCCUCAUAAGAAGAAUAUGGCAACAGGAGGACCACUCCGAAAUGCCCAUGUUGACUACAACAUGGCUGGGCUGCAGUCUCACAGGUCAGGGCGCCUGGAUGCACCAGUACAAUUUCUUCGGAGACUAGACCUUUCAGAACUAAUGGCACAUAUACCACGGCAUAAGCUUAACACUUUCCAUGUACGCAUGGAAGAUGAUGCCCAGGUUGGUCAGGGGGAGGACCUCCGUAAGUUCAUCCUAUCAGCCCUCAGUGCUAGUCACAGGAAUGUAGUGAACUGUGCAUUGUGCCAUCGGGUGCUCCCUGUUUUUGAGCAAUUCCCGCUGGUGGAUGGAACUAUGUUUCUGAGCCCAUCCCGGCAUGAUGAGAUUGAAUAUGAUGUACCUUGUCACCUUCAAGGACGACUGAUGCACCUUUAUGCAGUCUGUGUGGACUGCUUAGAAGGUGUUCAUAAAAUAAUCUGUAUUAAAUGCAAAUCAAGGUGGGAUGGAAGCUGGCAUCAAUUGGGAACAAUGUAUACCUACGAUAUAUUGGCAGCUUCUCCAUGUUGUCAGGCCAGACUGAACUGCAAGCACUGCGGAAAACCAGUCAUAGAUGUACGCAUCGGAAUGCAGUAUUUCUCAGAGUACAGCAAUGUUCAGCAGUGUCCCCAUUGUGGUAAUCUAGACUACCAUUUUGUGAAGCCAUUCUCUUCAUUUAAAGUCCUGGAGGCUUAUUGACGAAAGCUUUCUUUUAGUAAUAGCCAUUUUAUAGGUAUUACUAAUUUGUUACAUAUCUUUUUAUAGGAAAUAUUCUGUGAAGCAAAACGUUAACUCCUUUUCUAAUUCAAAAAGCAACAACAGUGUUUGUUUCCUUUAUAUUGAUUUAUUAAAACUUGUAAAUAAUUUGUUUCUCAUUUGCUGGGGAACGUAACCUGGAAAUGUGACGGGUGAAUGUAAAUCUAUGCCAGCAAAGUGUAUUUUUUUCUAUUUGGUUUAAGUAUUUAGGCAUAGUGUUCUGAUUUAUCGUUAACAUAUAACCCCUCCCACCCCCCCAACUAAGCACUUAAAAGGAAAACAAAUACGGUUUUCACCAAAGCAGAUCUAAAUAUUUUUUUUAAAUAAAUAAUAUUUAAAGUCAGUUUUGCUU